AUGGGUCGUUUAGGGUACUACGGAAGCUCUCACUUUUGGGGUCCCAUUGCUAAUUGGGGAUUUGUUUUGGCUGGGAUUAGUGAUUUAAAAAAGAAUCCGGAUAAUAUUAGCAAAAAUAUGUCAGGAGUUCUAUGUUUUUACAGCAUGCUAUUUAUGAGAUUCUCGAUCAUGGUAAAGCCCAGAAACUAUUUACUUUUUGCUUGUCAUUUUUGCAACUCAACUAUUCAAGCCACGCAACUUAUACGAAUUUACAAUCAUAAACCACAAAAUUAA
Molecule: messenger RNA, 273 nt
Organism: Babesia microti strain RI
Lineage: Eukaryota; Apicomplexa; Aconoidasida; Piroplasmida; Babesiidae
Exons: 1
Coding region: 1-273 (90 amino acids)
Biological process (GO): pyruvate import into mitochondria
Cellular component (GO): mitochondrial inner membrane
Source: RefSeq, a predicted model, not a curated record